AUGUCGCCUCACGUGCUCGUGCAAGCAGAGAGGCAUGAAGAACCGAAGAAGCUUGGCACCCUGACUGCUUCUCUUUUCUUCUGCCUUGUCUGCCUCUCCAUCUUCACACUCGCCUCACUCUUUGUGGCCCAUCUUGAAAGAUACAAACGGCAGAUUGUGCGUAUCUUGCUUAGUCCCUUUGAUACCCCCGACGAAGGGGAUGACGCCCAGCUACGCCGAGAUCUUUUUCUUCAUCAACAACUCAAUGAAAAGGAUUUUAGCCAGCUUGACCAACAACUGAACGGAUCUUCUUCCCCGUUGCCCUCCAACAAUCACGACCACAAGCACUCCUUCACAAUGGGGGAUGCCAAGUUCUCUAUGGAUUCCAAUGACCAGGUGCUCUUUCACGUGCAAGUCACCAUGGGAUGCAAUGGCCUUCGGGACCUCUACAACGUCGGCUUCAUGCGUCAAGAUACACUUGAGAAGAGAAUUGACGGAGCCAUCAACCAGCUCUCGAUUAUCAACAUCGUCUCCAUCUGUGCCAUUUGGCUUCGGGAGAAGAUCUGCCGCAACUCCUUCGCUGGUACUUCGCCCAACGUUAAAGAUCUAUGUGUCUUCCUUCAACGCAGAGGCUGCUCUCAAGACAUGUGCUGCCAGAUUUUCUACACAGCAUUUCACAGAUUGCGCCCUCACCUUGCCAGCCAAGUUUCGCUGCGAGUUUCUGGAGAAACUCUGACUGACUUCCGCUCCAUCGUGGAUUAUAUCUAUGAUCACUGGCACCGAUGGGUAGAAGAUGCUCAAGCUGCUGCUGAUCAUGCUGCGCUUCUCGCUGCUGCUAAGGAUCCUCUCCCCCAGACUUACCCUGCCUAUAAUCACAACCUCCAAUCAAUGCCAAAGGGAAAGUAUCAGAAGCAUGUGCAAGAAAGCUUCAGCAAACUUCACAGACACCAGAAUCAUCACUAUUACCACGACAGUGUCAAGGUCGAAGAUGGGCCUGCUCCGCUGCAUGAGGAACAUCAACCCGAAGACUGUGCCCCCUAUGACCUCGGACAAGCCAGCACCUGGGGCUCCGCGCCUGACCAGGCUGGAAAAUGCAGGACUCGAAGUGACGACUGUGUUUGUAAGCAGUGCAGUAUCACAGGUUGGCUCCCCCUUGUUGCGACCCCCCCUGACGGCGCUGCUCUUGCCGAUACUUUCCUUGCUCUUUCUCCUACUGCAUCAGAUUCUGUAGAUCUUCUUGGCUUAUUCAAUGAGGUUACCGCAGUCCCCCGAGAGAAAAAGAAUAAAACCGCCCUUAAUCAACUUGUUCCUGGGCCUGAAUAUGUUUGCCUGAAUUGUGGCCAACAGGGUGAUCACUAUAAUUAUUUCUGCACCGUCAAUAGCAAGUCAGCCAACUUCGUCUAUAAACCAGGCAAUAAGGAGAUGGCAGAUUUAUCGAAUGACAAAAUGCACAUGGAUCCCCAGCGCGCGGCCUGGAUGGCGACUGGUAGCAAUUAUGCCGAUGAGCUACUGCCCAAGCAAGUGCCAUCUGCUCAGCUGGAAGCAGAUGAUAAAUCGUCUUCGGAUUUAAUCAUGCUUAAUAGCGGCUCUGAGAUCGAAGAGGCCAAAUUCACUUGUUUCAAUGAUGUUGGUGGCAAAGAAUUUGGCAGUGGCCCUACUUUGAGAGGGGAUCGUGGCGGCAAAGAAGAGAAGGAAUAUGUUGAUACGAAGAGCCUUGUUUUUUCGUAUGACUUGAUCUGUAUUGACAGCGAUGAUGAUUAUGGUGGUGAUGGCUGCGUGGCAGAAGCUGAUCGUUUCCUUACAACAGUUGAAGAAGAGAAAAGACAAGGUGGCUGCAGUAUGAUAAUUCCAGGUCAAGAAGAAGCACGCAAAAAGCAGAAACUGGAAGAAGAAUAUGAGGGACCAUUCCUUCUUGAUAGUCUCAUGGGAAUGGAUGAGGGAGAAUGCUUUGCACCGGGGCUUGCGCCGUGCACUCAGACACCGCAGCCGCAAUUGCAGCCGCAAGACAAGUCGGAUAUCUAUCUUGGAGUCACCAACAAGCCGCUUGGCAGAGGUCCGCCGUAUGACCCAGCCGUUCACGAGUUAUUCCACAACCAAGACAAUACGUGGAUCCAGAUGGCAAACCGCCCAACAGCACUUGAUUUGUGGGAUACAAUGUAUCUUGAUGAAUGCCACCAAUCGCCGUCAGAAUCUGAAUACGAUCCAUACUAA
This is a messenger RNA of Trichoderma asperellum CBS 433.97, 2190 nucleotides long. NCBI's taxonomy places the organism in Eukaryota, Fungi, Ascomycota, Sordariomycetes, Hypocreales, Hypocreaceae. The record is from RefSeq and is a predicted model, not a curated record.